Messenger RNA from Apis cerana (Asiatic honeybee), 10002 nucleotides. Its product is annotated as neurotrimin. NCBI's taxonomy places the organism in Eukaryota, Metazoa, Arthropoda, Insecta, Hymenoptera, Apidae. Gene Ontology annotation, cellular component: neuron projection membrane. Gene Ontology annotation, biological process: synapse organization. The record is from RefSeq and is a predicted model, not a curated record.
GGGAAAAAUGCAAUAAUCGUAAGCGACCCGAAAACGGGCGAGAAAGGAAGACGGUGGCGAAACCGUCUGGUAAUCACGGGAGACGAGGAGAAGGAGGAGGAGGAGGAGGAGGAGAAGCAGAAGGAAGCGAGAGCGCGCGGCUGCGGGCGAGAAAUAGGUCGAAAGAAUCCUAAGGAGGAUUCAUUACAAUCUCCAUGAAGGCUGUCUGCCGCGUAAUCUUCAGUGGAUCACGGGAAAAAACACGAAACGAAAACGCGGGAUACAUAUUUUUCGAAGAAAUAAAAUAAUCGAAUCAAAUAAUAAGCAAUAAAUAGAUAAAAACUAUGUAAAUUUCCUUGAAAUCGUGAUUCCUUGGAGGAAAAGGAGAGAGAGAAAAUGGUGAAAGCCGACCGGGAACAAGUAAUCAGCCGGUUGUAUUAAGAAUCGUAAACACGGGGGCGGAGGAGGAAGACCGAGGCAAAGCGAAAGCUGAUUAAAAAGACACCGAAAGAGGAUAAAGACGGAAGUCCCAUCCUCCAAUCGGGCAGGAUUCGUUCAAACCUUUUGACGAGCAACGAAACCGUGCCGGUCAAUCGACAGGGAGCCGCAAAUUUACGAAUCCUUUACCGAGAAAAAAUCCGACAAAAAGUGCGGAAAGUUUUAACGUCGCGUGAGAAGCGAAAUUCGUUCAGGAAAAGAAGGAACGUCGUCGCGAAAUAAAAGGAAGCUGUAGCAGCGGGAACCACGUCGGUGGUGGUAAGCAGCAGCAGCAGUAGCAGUGUCGGUGGCAGCGGUGACGACGAGGACGACGACGACACAACGAGAACGACGAGGAGUCGACUACGACGACGACGUAGUGGUGGCGGCGGUGUGAUAGUGGUGGUGAUCAGGGAAGAAGAUGGAGAAGGAGGAAGGAGCAAGUAAGGGAGGAGGAUGGAGGGAGAGUAGGAGGUCUGGAGGAAGGAGGAGGCUGACUGAUCGGCAGAGUAGAGGAGAAAGAGCACGCCUGCGCGGAAUCCCCGGGCGGGCGCGGGCAGUGCCACUGGAGGCCCGGCGGUUUCAGAGCUUCGCCCGGGACGACGAACCGCAGACGACCCGUACGCAAAACUCGGUCGUAGUUAGCCGUGUUCGAAGGAUCGGUCGGCGAAAGGGGGCCGUAAUCGCGCGAGGACGUAAGCGACCCCCUUGGUGACCACGGGCCCGCGUCGUAAUCGUGAUAAGUUUCGAUCGUGGAAACCUCUCUCUCUCUUUCUCUCUCUCUGUCUCUCUGGGGGGAGACGUGACGGAUCGGAGAGUAGAGACACGUUGGUAAAACCACACCAACGUGUGCGGUGGACCGCACGACGACGACGAUAUAUAUAUAUUAUAUAUACACAUAGAGGAUAACAUGUAGAGAGGAUCGACGGUGCGACGAUUAAUUUUGGAGAUAAUUAUGUGAUCAGUGAGCGACGUCAUCUCGAGAGGAGAGGAGAACGAUCGGUGGUGUAAAUCCGUAAAAAGGGUAAAUUGUGCGCGAGAAAGAAGGGGGGAAAGGGGCGCCGACGAAGGGUGACGAAGUAUAUAUAUAUAUAUAUAUAUGAUACUAUGCACGAGGUGGUCUGGUAGCAGCGUCGAGCAGCGAGGAGGAUGAACAGAGUGACGACGGAGGGUUAGGAGUGUGAGAGAGGGUGGACCGGCGGGGGCUUGGUUGGUGUGCUGGUUGUUUUGAGAUGUCAGUGGACCCGUCGAAGGCAACUGCGUCGUCGUUCUCGUCGCCGUCGCCGUUACUGCGCUCGUCGUCAUCAUGAGGAGAUCCUCUUACGUGAAUUACUACGUCCUGUGCCUCGUGUGCUGGAUUCUCCUAGGCAUCACCGGGGUGAGCACAAGAUCCCAUUCGUUAGUGAAGAGGUUCGACGGGAUUUACACGGGGCCGUACUUCGACUCAAACACCCCCACGAACAUCACGGCUCAGCUGGGGAGCCAUGCUUACCUUCCGUGCAAAGUGCGACAGCUCGGUAAUAAAUCGGUGUCGUGGAUCCGAAGAAGGGACUCGCAUAUCCUCUCAGUAGAUAGAACCAUGUUUAUCCCGGACGAAAGGUUUCAAGCGCUUUUCGUAGAUGCGUCGGACACUUGGACCCUGCAGGUUAAGUACGUGCAGGCACGCGACGAAGGCGAGUACGAGUGCCAAAUCUCGACCGACCCGAAGAAGAGUCACAUCAUCAAGCUCAACAUCGUCGUGCCAAAGAUCGAGAUCAUAGGCGACCGCGACAUGUACGUGAAGACCGGAAGUACAGUUGCGAUACGAUGUGUGAUCAAGCAGUCCCUCGAGGGCCCUUUCUACGUUUUCUGGUACCACGAGGGUGAUCGCGUUCUGGACUACCAAUUGAAUAAGAUCGACAUCCAGACGAAGAGGAUCGAUCACGACACAGUCAGCAGUCUCCUGAUCCACAAAGCGAGGCGGGAAGAUUCGGGAAAUUAUACUUGCAGUCCGAGCAGUUUGGACAGCGCGAGCGUGCAACUUCACGUGUUAAAUGGGGAGCAUCCUGCGGCGAUUCAAAGAGGGAUCAGCUCGGCACCGGGUGGCUGUCCGACGUUAUGGUGGCUGGCAGGCGUCGUGACGCUUUAUUCGAGUCAUGGUAGCCGCCUGUUCGUCCUCGCCCUUCUGAUCCUCAUGGUCCUCUAUUCGAAGAAUCCAUCUUACUUCGCGCCGGAACGAUAAUCAGAAACGGGAGCUGGACUGUGUCGAAAGAUGAUCGAUUAUCUCCUGCUACGAGCCUCGAGGGAACGUUACAUCAAGAGGAGGCGAGGGAAAGUGCACGCGGAGGGCUUCUUCGGAAAAAAAGACUUCGUGGCAAAGUGGACGAUGAAGGGAGAGAGAAGUUGAACGAUGGAAAACCGCGAGAGAACAGCGCGACGAGAAGCUGCGUGUUCACGUUCGAAGAUAACCGAGAGAAAUAUCGAAAUCCUUCAUUCAACCGAAUAAAAUACAGCCGAAUUUCAUUAUCGAGUUCGUUUGUCGCAAAAAAAAGAAAAGAAAUGAUUUCGAAUAAGCGUUUAUGCGACUCAGUGAUUGAAUUUCGUCGAGAAAUUAAAUGUAUAUCCAGAAAGGAGAAAUCUUCACAACGAAGGAUCGAAGCUCCUGCUUUUCGAACGACUCGAUCCACUAUCAUUUAUAGGGAUCCGUGAACGACGUCGAUCGCGGGCGUCUCAACGACGAUUCUACUCUGUGAACGUGGUUAUAUAUAACGUGGAGAAAUUCAGGAUAACGCACGUUUCGUGUGUCGAGAUAGUAUGAUCCGGCCGUUAGCAAUUAGGGGUUAAUUAAUCUCGGGGGGAGAUUACCCGUGAUAUCGGCGCGAGUUCUUCACGCGGUCGAAAAGUGGUUACUACUAUGAUCGAGCGAUGGACAAAACGAAACGACACGAAGUUUGCGAAUACCCUCCCUCUAAUCCUCACCUUCAAAAGCGGGACAACAAGACGAAUUUUUUAUAGGAAUUAUACAUAUAAAAAUAUACGAUCUUCCAAUGUGUAUUUCAAACACGCGCGAUAUAGAACCUUUUAUACCCUCGUUACGCAUCCUCCAUCGUUCUAUAACGAAUCAUUCUAACUGAUCGCUGAAUCGUCAUACGAAAUCAUUGUACAUAUUUGCCUAUAUAAAAAGUAACACCGUCGUGUUAAAUGAUCGUGUAAAAAAGUCUUCGGUAAAUCCGAACGAAGGGGCGACUAAUAAGACGCGAAGUUCGAGAGGCGAGUUCCUCCCCUCCUUGUUCAUCAUCCAAAGAUCCGUUGUCAAAGGUGUUUCGCGAUCUUCGUGUCUUUCUCGAGGGAAGCCAAACAGUAACGAAGUCUUCGAUCGGUGAGAUUCUGUCGGGGACAUCGGGAGGGUUUCGUAGUUUAUUUCGCAUCGAGAUUAAGUCGGUGACGAGCGCGUGUGACUCUGCCAGAAGAAAAAUGGAAAUGGGGUUGGGAGUAGGUCGAGGAGUGUCGAGGAGAAAUGGAGAGGGGUCGAGAGAGCGGCUGAAAGAAUAUACAAGGUGUAAGAUAAUCGCGGGAUGCCGACAGAACUUCGUCCGCGCCGUUUUCGAUAGAAUUGAAACUUGUUCGAUGAAGUUUUGAAAGCGAUGUGAUUAAUUAUAUUCGACUAGAGUGACGAUUAGCGAAAUGUGUCUAUACUCGACCGUGUACCGUGUACAUUCGAGGAUUGUCUCGAGAAAGAGAUGUAUCUCGACGAUCGUCUCUGAUAGACGAUACGUUGAAAUCAUCCAAUGGCAUAAAGUGCGUGUGAAUGAAUAAUUUCCUUCGUUUUUCCGAAUCUUUUCAUCAAGUCACGAGAACAAAUAUCGAACAAAUGCAAUUACCAUAAAUGUAUGAAGCUAUAUUGCAUAAUCUGAUACAAGGCAAUAAAACAAAAUAUCAUAAUUGUUGACUAACAAUCGAGAUUAAAUGAGAUUUAUAGUCGUAAAUGAAAAGGAAUUAGAAUAUUAGAAUUUCAAAGUAUAAUAAUUAGAUUACGAAUUUUUAUAUAAAUGAAAUCAUAUUUUUUACAAGUGAUGUAAAAAUAUUUGGCUAGAGUAAACGAACAAUUGUUAUGUAAUUUAUCUUAAAAUCCGAUUAAAAGCGUAUUAUAAUUAAGAAAAUUUUGAAUUAUUAUAACUAAAAAUAUUAGUUAAGUAUUUAAAUACAUUUUAGUAUAAAAAUCCGUAAUAUUGUUUUGUUUUUUAAGCCUACAAGUUAAGCUCAAUGAAAAUUUCUUCUUAUAGUUAUGUAAAUAAUCAAUAAGAAUUUAAUUUUAAAAAUUAAUUAUAAUAUUAUCUAUAUCUUUACUAUCUUAUACUGUUAUCUUGAUUAUAGAAAAUAUUAAGGUUAAGAUCACUUUUAUUAAAGAACCACUUAUAUAAUAACAAGAUUCAUUCUUCUUCAUAUUAUAUUUUCUAUAUAGUUCCUGAAUAUUUUCAAAUGAAAAUUGAAAAAUCUAUAAGACGACUGAAAUAAGUUUAUCUUUUAUGAUAUAAAAUGUCACUGCCUAUAUAAUUCAAAAGUAUUCUAUCUCGAAAAUAUGUUCGACGAGAUUGGUUUUAUUAUUAAUAUUUCGAUUAUUUAUAACAGAAAAAAUCGAAUAAAAAAGAGCAUAAAUGAAACGUACCGAUUGCCUCGAGACGAUUUACGAUGAUAAAUUUUGGUACUUAAAGUGCAUUGAGUAUAGACACGAGCCAAUAAAAUGUUAUAUAUCCGUGCAUGCGUCAAGUUUCGUAACGGAAUGGGUCAUAUAUAAAAAAAGAAAAACAGAAAAAAAUCACCAAUUAUUAUCGAACGAUGAAACGAUGACAUAAAAAUUAUUGACAUGCGAUAUUCAAGAAUAUCUAUAUAGAUAUUUGUUUUAUUUUAUUGAUUCAUAAAAUUUUCUAUGAAUAUUAAACAAUUUUCCAUCAAUUUUGAUCGAUAAAGUUAUAUAUUAUUAUUAUGAAAAUAUGCGAAAAAUCAUAAUUUAUAAAUUUUCACUUACUUGUGUCAUUUUUCAUACUUCAUCAGCAAUCACACGAUGAUACGACGAAAGAUAAAACGAUAAAUAGAUAAUAGAACAAUAAUUGAUUGGAACAAGUUCAAAAAAAGAUCAUUAUGAUCAAUUUUGAAAGACCCAGACUGUUUUCUCAUUCUGCAUGUUCGGCUGUAUAGACAUACGGACGAACAGCUUUUUGGAUUGCCUAAGGCAUCCUGUUUUGCUUUCUUCUCACAAGCGAUAGAAGAUACUGUUUUUUAUAUUAUAUAUAAAUAUAUAUAUAAAUAUAUAUAUACAAACGAACAGAUAAAUAUAUAUAUGUAUAUGUGUGUACGCGCGCGAAUACGUUGCACAAUGGUGUUAAAAUAUUGAACAAGUUUCAGUUCGAAUGAAAGAAAAAGCGGCGCAAUAAAUAACACGGUGAAAAUAACGAGAAGAUAUAACACAAGGUUAAAAAUUAAGAGAGAAAAGUAUUUAAUGAAAUAUAGACGUGAGAAUAUAAUGGCAAAUAAUUGUGAAUAACAACUAUGAAAAAAUUGGAAGAAAAAUAGAGGUUAAGUGAAGAGAUUGGGGAGGGGAAAAUGGAACUGGGAAAGAAAAUUAGUCGAACGAGGCGAACGAUACAUUAGAAUAUCUACGAUUCAUGUGAUUGUAAAUAUAUAGUAUAUAAAUAACGUAACGUUAAUUAACGAUAUGCCGUACGUGUUACACUAAAGAAACAAACAAGAAAAAAAAUAAAUAACGUUACUGUGUAAUUUUUCGGAUCGUAAACGCAUUCGAAUGGGUCUGGCCGCCCGUGCUAACCGGCUUGAAAUUGUGUUCGAAACAACUGGUUUCGAGAAUUCGAGAUCGAGAAUACUCGUAUCAUUUGAUUCGUUCAAAUCAUUAGUCACUCUAUCGCAAACUUCUGUACAUUCCUUUGAUCGAUAAAUAACGUACAUAUUUAACUACAUUUUUCUUGAAUUCAAUCGAAUCUAUUAUGAGAGAUUCUCGAUAUGCGAAAACGUUUGCAAGGACAAACACGGCAAGAGAGAACGAAAAUAAAGUGAAAAAAAAUAAAAAAAUUAAAAGUGCGAGAAAAAACAAAAAAGAUUAGAAGAGAAAUAAAAGGCAGCACUGUCGCGUAUUUCUGGCACAUCGAUGCAUCGAGCAACAAAAAGAAACGCAGCUAUGUUCAGUGCGUUUCUGGAUAGCACGGGCCGGCCACACGCGAUUAGAUGUAACACUAAUUAACGCCUAGCGUAAGAACGGAAUAUAAAUGAAGGAUUAUAUUGUCUGAUAUAAUGUAACCAGGUAUGGACGUACACGCGUAUACGUGAAUUUUUCGCGGCAAUCAGUGAUUGUGUGUGCAUGAAACUACACGCGUGUGAAACUCUAUGUGUGCGAACAGACGAAUGAUAUUGAAGAGAAGAGAGAAAAAAAGAAUGUAUGCUUGUAUGCGACACUCGAAAAAAGAACGAAAGAAAAUGAAAGAAAGGGAGAGAAAGAGAGAAAGUGCGAAAGAAAAAUAGAGAAAAAGUGUGAAAGGGUAAGUAAAAAAAAAAAAGAAACACAUACGCGAAAAAUAAAAAAAAAAAGUUGUUCGUUGGACUGACGUGAUAAGGCGUUGGUCGAAUGACGCAUCUUAAGAUAAAAAAGGGACGACCGGGAACAAUCUUCUUGUACCGUUUCUUCCCUUUCUUCUUCCCGUGCCUCGCGAGGCUACUUGUAACGAAACAUAAAAAGAAAGGGCUAAAGAUAGGGCAUCUCGAGGCUACAAUUAAAGCUUACCUGUUUACUGUACCCUUUCUUGUUACAACAACUGAAGCCUCACCUCGCCAGGUGGAAGAAGAAAGUUGUAAUUUUCGCGCUCGUCCUCGUCGCCUCUUUAUUAUGACAGAUAACAAAGAGGAGACGAGAGAAAAGGUUAAGAUGGCAAUGAUGAUGGUGAUGAUGGUUAUAAUAAUGAUGAUUUAAAUAAAAAACGUCGUCUAAGGUAUACUAAUGUCGUAGGCAGCAUUGAAUUUUUGUACCAUUGUCUAUAGUAGCUCUUAAGUGUCGCGAAUUUUUUUGUUCUUAAGAUGCCAGCCUUUGCAGGCUUGAGUGCGUAUAUAACUUAUGUAUUCUCGGUUUUGUCGAUUGCUCGCGGGGCAGAUAUUGAUUUUAGAUGAUAUUAUGAGAUUGAUUCGAUUAUUUUUCGAUCAAAUUGCACCGUAGUACAUUUAUAAUUUUUUUUCCUUUAUUUCAAAUUUACGAUAUUCCAUGUAAAUAUAUAAUAAUGUUUAAAAUUUUACUUAAAGUAAGUAAUAUUUUUUGAUAUAUUUCUGUCAAAUCUAUCUUUGAUAUCAGAAACCAUCUAUAUCAAAUCAGCCCCAGCGAAAAAUACGUACCCGUUCCCGAGAGUCGCGGUACGCGAAUAUCGAAAGAUCCUUUUUCGUGUGAUGAUUGACCGUCCUGACAGUUCGUCGAUGUGCUCUUAUGCGUAGAUACUCGAAGUUAGUUUUUUCGAUAGUAGAUAAUACGAAUAAGAGAUGGUGAUGAGAUUCCGAUUGAAAAUAAAUUAGAAUUAACGAUCUAGCAAUCAGUUUUAUGACUGAAGUUGCGAAUUCGAUUAUUUAAAAAAAAAAAAAAUAUUAAAAAUGAAGUUAUUAGUGCGUUAUACGAUGAAAGUCGUGAUCGAUAGUGGAAACUGGAUCGCAGAUAAGACAAUUUCAUAAAGAAAUAAAUUUUGUCAAAAGAAUAUUGUAUAUUGGUGCGGUGAAAUUUAUCUCUGCGAAAUAAUAGAUGGAUGUUGAUUCCGUGAUAUUGAUUGCGUAUGUAUAAUUAUUGUGAUUUUAACCCUCUACCGCUUAUUACUAUUAAAAUAUUAUACUUAUUUACGACGAUAUUAUUGUAUCUUGUAAAUAAUUUUAAAAAAAGCAAAAUGGUGUAAAUGAAUUUGAUACAAGCGUAUAAUUCGAUAUUUAUGUAAUAUUUAAAUAAUUAUUUAUUUGAUUAAUUAUUUUUGCUUCGUUUGUACAAUUUUAUUUUUUUUUUUUUUUAUCUUAACACACACAAAUACAUUUUUUUUUAGAUAAAGCUAUCAUUAUAUCUAAAUGAAUAUAUUGUCAUUGUUUCAUUUUAUAUUCUAUUGUGCUUGUUUUUUUAUUAAUAAUUGAUUUCGUAUGUAAAUCCGAUUGAUACGUAGAAAUUAAUUUUUUGCUGUAGAGGGUUAGAAAUAAAUAAAAAAUACACAGUCGUCGAUCGAAACCCUCGGGACGGAGAAGAUUUCAUCAAUUCCUCAUUAUCGACGAUAUUAAUAUACGUCUCGUCGCGCUUAUCUUCUUGCAAAAAAUAAAUAGAAAGCCAUAUUGAGGCUCCUGACACUUUAACAAUAUCCACGGUUCUUCGUUCUAUGAAAAUAUGAACGAAGAUAUAAUAUUGAUAUUUAAAAAUACUUGGAAAAUAAUAGAAUGAUUUCCGUUCGAUGUGAAAUUUCAGGAGUCUCGAUCGAGACAGGAGAAAAUCGAUCCAUCGUGAACAUGUUCAGUUUUCAGAGACAACUUCUCAACGAUAGUUACGUUUCCAAUGCGCGACAGAUCACACGUAGCAAUGGGUCUAAUUAAUCAUUAACGCGUGCCGUUUGCCAGUUCGAACGUUCGACGAAGCUAAUAACAAGCAUUUUAAAUCACACGCAACGUACAAUCGAUUCAAAAGAACAAAACGAUCGAAGAGAAAAAGAGGUUAGGGAUCAAUGGAAAGGAAAAUGGAUAAGGAAAGCAUUUGUCGAGCGCCCGAAUAAGCGAACAUCGAUUUAAAAAUUAACGUAAAUAAAUUAAACGAAAUUUUGAAAAAAUAAUAACCCUCGAAGCAAGCCUCGUCUCGCAGAUUCUAUAAUGUACACUUUUGAGUGCUUAGAGUAAAUCGGAAUAGACUUUAACGAAUCCGUGAGAUGAUGCCGAGGAAAUACAAUUGCGUGGAUGGACGGAGGAUGAGAAACGAGCGGGAGUACGGACGCGUAGAUGAAAUGUAUGUGUGAAAAGGAUAAAGAAAGAAAGGUAAGAAGAGAAAAUGAUCGGUCUGAAAGUGAGAGGAAGAAAGAGAGAAAGAAAGAGAAAGAUAAUAAAUCAAUGUUAAACCGAUCAUUACCGAUUUACAAUUUUGAAAGACACAUCUUCGUUAUUCGCCAUUUCUCUGCAUAAGUUCAAACUCGGUUUCAAAUGCUGGACGCUGCCCUCCUAAGGGCAUAAAUCGCAACUGAAUCGACCGAUGCUUUGUGUGGAUUUCUCUGUUUUGUAAAAGAUUAAAAGAGAAUUAAUGAAUUAUUAAAAAUAAUCGAAUGCACAGGACAUUUUUAAUGCAUUGGAAAGUACCAGAUGCGAGCGUUUAUCAUCACAAUGGGGCAUCGUCCACAUCAAAAUGUACAUUACACACGAAGUUUCAGCGUUUACGUUUUUUUUUUCAAGGUAUCGUGACAACAGGGACGAGGAGAACUGUCCCGUUCUAUGUGUGUAAGAACCAUAAAGCUUAAUGAAGAACAUUAUACUAUGAAUUACGGGAUACUAAAUAAAAGUAAGCCAAACCGUUAA